AUGGCGGAAACAGCGUCAGACUGGCAACAAUUCACCGGAAAUCUCGGGCCAUCCCAUACCGUUCAGAAUACUGUUGUUCCUUCCUUCCCGGAUGGAAUUAAAGUUCUGCACGACUGCCGCGAAGCCACGAUCGACGUCUGUUUUGUUCACGGUCUGACUGGCAAUCGGGACAGCACCUGGACCGCCGACGGGCAGUCCAACCCUUGGCCCGAGACGCUACUGCCACCCAACCUCAGCAGGGCUCGCAUUCUCACGUACGGCUACGAUGCCUACAUCGUGCGGAAAUCGGUCGCAUCGACAAAUGGCCUGAUCGAUCAUGCCACGAACCUCUUGCACGACCUGUCGACCGAGAGAGCCCGUUCCAAUGCGUCCUCUCGGCCGAUCGUCUUUGUCGCUCACAGCCUGGGCGGCCUCGUCUGCAAGGAAGCUGUUCUUCUCUCCCGAAACAACGCUGAACCGCACCUCCGUAGCAUAUUUGACUGUACCAAGGGCAUCAUGUUCCUGGGCACGCCUCACAGGGGAUCGUGGAUGGCCCACUGGGCUACAAUACCAGCUUCGGCCUUUGGGAUCAUCAAGUCCACCAACAAGUCACUGUUGAAGGUCUUAAAGACAGAUAACGACUACCUCCGGUCUAUCCAAAACCGGUUCUGGUCCAUGGUACGGGAACAGCAGAAGGCCGGCCGCGAUCUCGAGGUUACGUGCUUCUUUGAGGAGCUGCCCAUGUCCAUGGUUGGAACAGUCGUCUUCAAGGACUCGGCUACCCUUGAAAGUUACAACGCAAUCAGCGUCCACGCCAAUCAUAGCAACAUGGUCAAGUUCAGUUCCGUAGAGGACAAUGGCUUUAAAAGGCUACUUGGCGAGCUGAUCAGAUGGGAAUCACAAAUUAGAAACUCAGCUGCCAGUCAACCAAGAGCUUCUGAAGGAGAAGCACAGAAAAAAGAGCCACCCAACUCAUGCUUCAACAACUAUAAGCACGGCGACCAAUUCAACACUCCUGGCGGAACUCAGAACAUCAGUAAAGGCUAUGGCAAUCAAUUCCCUGGGGCUAAUUUCAAUAGCUCGGUGACUUUUGGAUCAGCGUCCCCUUUGUGA
Diaporthe batatas is the source of this 1092-nucleotide messenger RNA. RefSeq lists its product as uncharacterized. NCBI's taxonomy places the organism in Eukaryota, Fungi, Ascomycota, Sordariomycetes, Diaporthales, Diaporthaceae. The record is from RefSeq and is a predicted model, not a curated record. The coding region runs from base 1 to 1092 and encodes 363 amino acids. The transcript has 2 exons.